Messenger RNA from Pteropus alecto (black flying fox), 5065 nucleotides. It is a transcript of the gene UBE2H, whose product is annotated as ubiquitin conjugating enzyme E2 H. Gene Ontology annotation, molecular function: SUMO conjugating enzyme activity; ubiquitin conjugating enzyme activity. The record is from RefSeq and is a predicted model, not a curated record. Bases 453 to 1004 code for a protein of 183 amino acids. The transcript has 7 exons. Lineage: Eukaryota; Metazoa; Chordata; Mammalia; Chiroptera; Pteropodidae. Gene Ontology annotation, cellular component: nucleus. Gene Ontology annotation, biological process: protein sumoylation; protein polyubiquitination; ubiquitin-dependent protein catabolic process.
GAUGUGACGUCACGGCGUCCAGAGCGAGGCUGGGGUAGAGAGGCCGACUGAGCUGGAGUCGUCCGCUUGUCGUGGAGGCUGCUAGGGAGCCGGCGAGGGGGUGAGCGGGCGAGCAGAGCAGCGAGCUACAGCAGGCAGGAGGGAGCGUCGCGCGGCACUGAGUAGCGCCAGGGCCGGGCCGCGGCGGAACCCACAGCCGGAGAGAGGCAGCCGGAGCCGGGCGCCGCGGGGUCCCCACCCCCACUCGGCCGGACAGUGCCCGGUGUUCCCCCGUGCGGGGGGCGGCGGCGGCGGCUGACUGGACGGGACAGGACCGAGGGGGUGUUGCCACCUCCACCGAGGAGCCGGCGCGGCCGCGGGCUCCUCAGAGCCGGGGCCCGGGGCCCGUGACAGACGGGCCGAGGAAGGGAGAGCAGCGGCGGCGCAGGCGACGGGGAGGCAGCGGCGACACCAUGUCAUCCCCCAGUCCGGGCAAGAGGCGGAUGGACACGGACGUGGUCAAGCUCAUUGAGAGUAAACAUGAGGUUACAAUCCUGGGAGGACUCAAUGAAUUUGUAGUGAAGUUUUAUGGACCACAAGGAACACCAUACGAAGGCGGAGUAUGGAAAGUUAGAGUGGACCUUCCUGAUAAAUACCCUUUCAAAUCUCCAUCUAUAGGAUUCAUGAAUAAAAUUUUCCAUCCCAACAUUGAUGAAGCGUCAGGAACUGUGUGUCUAGAUGUAAUUAAUCAAACUUGGACAGCUCUCUAUGAUCUUACCAAUAUAUUUGAGUCCUUCCUGCCCCAGUUGUUGGCCUAUCCCAACCCAAUAGAUCCUCUCAAUGGUGACGCUGCAGCCAUGUACCUCCACCGACCAGAAGAAUACAAGCAGAAAAUUAAAGAGUACAUCCAGAAAUACGCAACGGAGGAGGCACUGAAAGAGCAGGAAGAGGGCACCGGUGACAGCUCGUCGGAGAGUUCUAUGUCUGACUUUUCGGAAGAUGAGGCCCAGGAUAUGGAGUUGUAGUAGAAAAAGCACCUGCUUUUCAGAAAGACUAUUAUUUCCUAACCAUGAGAAGCAGACUAUAAUAUUCAUAUUUAAACAAAGCAAUUUUUUUUAUUACUAAACAAGGUUUUUAUGAAUAAUAGCAUUGAUAUAUAUAUAUUAUAUAUCACCCUUUAGAUCUUGAUUUCUUGGUCAUUUCUCAACCUGAGGUGCAUAGCAUAUUCCCACAUUCCAUUUUGGUAGCAAUAUGCGGUCCGAAUGCAUGCAUUCAUAAGUCCAUUUGGCCAAGUCAGCCUGUGUGCUACUGAACUGUCAAAAGAAAUAGCCGCUCUGAUAGAUAGACACGAGUAAAAAUAACAGGAAAAAGUUGCUUCUUUUAUCGAUGGUUCCAAAGAAACAAACCAAACCAACCAGCUCUUGGAUGUGAAGAUAGAAUAGUGCUUUUUUUGAAAUGGAAAGGAAAAAUUGGGGAGGAAAAAGCCUGCUGUGGGAGCAUUUAGAGCCAGCCACGUCAGAACCAGAGCUGCUCCUUCCUGUGAAUCCUAGGUGGCCCCAUUUCUGUGGAGUAACAGUAUAAAACAGGGAGCUAAUUGGAGUAUUGAAACUUGAAACCAUUUUUUGACUCGGAUUUUAAGUACAUUUUUAUAUGUAGGUUCCUGCCCUUCUCGCUACCCGGCCCUGCAGCCACGAGCGUUUGCUUGGAGAACCUCUGGGGAGCGCUUUCUGCACCUGAUUCUUUCUCGUGGGGGUAGAGCUUGUGAUCCAGACCCUUUUUGAGAGGACAGGACAGGAAGAGAGAAGUGCCCGGGAAGAUGUUUCCGCUCAUCCAGCACUCGCAGAGGCGCAGCCUCGUCCUGCCGUUGGCCACGUUGAGACUGCCACCCUGGACUAAGCUUUACCUUUGAGGGUUGCCGUGGGUUACUUUUGUUUUGGGGGUUAUUUUGGUGUGUGUGUGCGUGUGAAUUGUGCUUAGACAGGUUGCACGUUUAAUCUUCACCUACCAAGAGAUGGCCUCCUCAUUGGACAGCCGCUCGGUGGACUGUUAGACUCGGGAAGAAGACCCGUCUGGUGGCUGUGACUUCUGGGUACUCUCAUUCACGUUCUGGUUUUGUUUUCCUUCUGCUGCUGCUCUUGGCAGCAGCCUGGGCAUCAUCUGCUUGUGGGAGUGGGAAAUGGGUAUUUUAGACCCAACACACAUUCUAAAUUUCAAUGAGUAAUAAUUGGAACAAAUAAAGAUUCUUGUACCCAAAGUGACUCUACGUGGGAAAACAAACAGCUUUUUUCAGAGGAUGAGUGAAUAGGAGGAAAGGAUUCAGAAAUAUGAUGUCGUAGUAAAACAGGUUUUGAAGGAAGAAAAUCUCUCCUGUGUGUGGUAGGAGGAAAUCAGUUUAAAAUGCCUGCUAAUCAAAUGUUUAUUCGGCUAACCAUAUGUCCAGGUUGCUGGCAGAGUUUCCUUCCAGUCCGAGUGUUGCCCGCUGCAUCUGGAGAGCUCCAGGCAGCACCUCUGUGUUCUUUCUGUGCCGCAACCAAUAGGGCAGGAGCAGAAUCAGCCAAUCCUAAAACCUUCUAAAGACCAUUUGUGAAUGUCCCACUGGGAUAAUUUUAAUUUUUCUUUCUGAUGUGUGUUUUUAGUUUAGAAGUGCUAUAUUCCACAAGAUUUGAGUCAGUGAGGUUGGAAGAUAUCCUAUCUUUUUUUUUUAUUCAAAAAGCACAAUCAAUCUUUUCUUUGAAAAUCUAUAUAAAGUACAACUUGCUUUUGGCAUGAUUAUUUUCCUAAAUAAAAAAGAUAAAGAAUUUACUUAUUUUAUGUUAAUUACGGGCAUGAAGCAAAGGGUUUUCUUUAAAAAAAAAAAAAAAAGUGCAGUUAUGUAGGGCUGUGGUUAGUUAACCGUACUGAGUUAUCUAUCUAGCAUUUGUGGCUUGUUGGAAGGGUAGUAUUAACUAUUUAACAUGUCAUGGUGUACUUUAACUCUUAUCUAGCACGUUGUCUUCUCGUUGCUUCGGGGGGGAGGGGCUCUCUGGCACUGUCUGACGUGCUUACCUGCGGACUUGGCAGUUUGCUGUGCUAUAGCCGUUACUGUAGGUGCGACUUAGGGUAGGCUUAAAGUGCUGGGUGGUGAUUUGAGUUCAAACAAUAAAAAAUUGUAUUUUUUCAAUAUUGUAUAAACAAUAGUGUUCUAAAUACCUUUCAAAAAAUAAUGUCUAGAUAAUAAUUGCUUUAAAUCUUGUCCAAAAAACUAGUAUAACCAAGUUGAGGGAAGGUAUGUGAGCAGUGCCACAGCUCUGUUCCCUGACCGCAUCCGUGUUUCUCUGACAAAGACAUCAGCUUGCCCGCUACCGAGAGCGCCAAUAGCAGAAAUGUGCGAAUUCCCAAAUAAAGAUUUGGGUGGGGAGGGGGGGCAGGGGUUAAGGAGCAGAUCCGUGUGUGGUUGCUGUGUGUUUCCAUCCAGGUCUGUGUGGUGAAGGUGUACUUAGGCUUCUCUUUUAGCACUGGAAGCUUCUGGAAUUGCUACCCAAAUGACGCUGUACUUUCAUUCUGUGCAAGCCUAUCUCAUCUGGGCACUAACCUUGGUUCCGUGCAUGUUUUUGGCUUUGUGUGGGUCUUCUCCUCUCCACUGUGAAAUCGACUUUUGAUCAGUUGAACAGAAUCCCUUCCUGUGCUAACUUUUUGUCCCUUCCCUGUACCUGGGAGAGGUAGGUGUAGGAGACCAUACUUACAGGUGCAGAGGGAGCUGGAAGAAGGCCUGGCUGUGAAUCCGGGGCCUCUGGGCCCCUAACUGAUGGCAGAGUAAGGCUGAGGCAGGGGUGUCAACAAUGCCAAAAGCUUUUCCAGAUUGUCCCAUCAAAGACGCUCAGAAAGCAUCUGGAGCCCCUCGGAAAGGCUGAACGUUACUGCUUUUAAAAGGUGGUGGUGGUAAGUUGGAAUUGCUUCUGGCAGUUUUCUUUCCUUCCUUUUAGUACCCAUAGUUUUUGAAAUUCUACCUGGUAGUUGACCAGCGCAGGCCAUUCUUCGCCCCUGUUCAAACGACUGAGCUCGCGCUCUCGCCAAACGCCGACAAGCAAGGUGGCUGCGGCACCCCCAGCACCGGGCCUGGUGGGCUGCAGUAGGCGGUACCAGCCUCGACGCUGGCAUUUUUGCUCUUUUUAGUCUUCAAUCUCAGUGCAGUUUCAACCAGCAUUUUAUACUAGUGAGAAUUAUCAGAAGUUGCCAUGUACCUAACAUUAUUCUUCCACUUCAAAAGCUGUUCUAAUUGCCAAGUGGCUGAUCUAAGCUCCUGGAGAGUGUCUCCCCUCGAAGGAAUUUUUUUCUCUCAAAAGGCUCCCAGAAGCCCGAGUUGGCCAUGGCUGGACACUCGCCUCCUAUUGGGAUGGCUGCGAAUCAUGAAAGACAUCCCCCCACCAGCCUCCAUGGGUCAGGUUCUAGACACCGAGUUUCUGGGAACUAGGGUUUGAUUUUAAAUGGCGUGCAACCCUUCUCUGUUCUAGGGACUCAAUUAGAAGAGUGAAAGUCAUUAACAGAAGUUAGCAAGAAUUUUAUUUCAUCACUUUCUGACUGGGUUCACAGCCUUGUUGACAGAAAUCAAAUCAUUUCUGAUUGGGCGCAAAGACCUGCGUAUCUGGACUUCUGAAUCCAUGUUCAUAUUUUCUGUGGCCACUGAACACCUUGGCGGUCCCAUUAGGGAUGGGCUGGAGUGGAGGCCCCUUGGGGAAGAAGGAGUUAACAGCCCUCAGGUGUGCGGGUUCUUCACUCACCUGAAGAAGGGCCAGGACUCUUAAUUCAGCAAAUACUUGUCUUGGCUGUGGGCUUGGGAAGAAAUGGCCAUUAUUUACUGAUUGUAUUUGGUACAUAUUGUGUGAUACUUGAAGAGAUAAAAGGGACUUACCAGCCCUUCAUUGAAAUCUAAGCUUUUUAUCACUUAUUUUUUCCUCGCCCUAUCUCCCUUCCACCUUUUUCCUUGCAUUGUGAUGAUCUAGUGGGCACUUCUGUCAACAGGACAAAUGCCUCCUCUGACUAUAACCUCUUAAUAGUUGUGUAUAAUGAAAACUGUAAACUUUUUUAAAUAAAAUGUGUAUAUACCUUG